This is a messenger RNA of Abrus precatorius (Indian licorice), 3454 nucleotides long. RefSeq names its product pentatricopeptide repeat-containing protein At5g66520-like. Gene Ontology annotation, biological process: RNA modification. The transcript has a single exon. Lineage: Eukaryota; Viridiplantae; Streptophyta; Magnoliopsida; Fabales; Fabaceae. Gene Ontology annotation, molecular function: protein binding; RNA binding. The record is from RefSeq and is a predicted model, not a curated record. Bases 208 to 1767 code for a protein of 519 amino acids.
AAUUCAAAUCUAGCCUUCUCUCUUUUUUCUUCUCUUCUUUUUUGCUAGUACUUUUUGCAUCCAACUAGGUGUAAAAGAACGGAAAACAAGAAACAAAAUUGUGAACAUAAAAUUGCAUGUGACUGCAAUGUUUCAAUGCUUGAAUAGAUAUAGAUAUACAAAUGAUACAUGAAAGUGAUAAUCUGAGUGCAUUUCCAUCCCAUUUCCAUGUCAAGUUGUAGCAAGAGAUGCUUAAUGCUAUUAGACAAGUGCAAGAACAUGAAGCACCUCAAGCAAGCCCAUGCACAAGUAUUCACCACUGGCCUUCACAACAACACCUUUGCUCUUAGCAGGGUUUUGGCUUUCUGUUCAAACCCACAUAAGGGAAGCCUCACCUAUGCAUUAAGAGUCUUUGAAUGCAUUCAUCAUCCCACAGUUUGCAUAUGCAACACCAUAAUCAAAGCUUUCCUCCUCAAUGGCAAGCUCUAUAGCACCCUUCCUGUGCUCACCUACAUGCUGCACAUUGGCUUGAGCCCUGAUAACUAUACCAUCCCUUACGUGUUGAAGGCUUGUGCAUUGCUUCAAAGUUGUUCUUUGGGGAAAAUGAUUCAUGGGUAUGGUUCAAAAUUGGGUCUUGUGUUUGAUAUCUUUGUGGGUAAUAGUUUGAUGGCAAUGUACUGUGUGUUUGGUGAUGUGGUAGCCGCAAGACAGGUGUUUGAUGAAAUUCCUACCCUGAGUGCAGUGUCUUGGACUGUGAUGAUCUCGGGAUAUGCAAAGGUGGGUGAUGUUGAUUCCGCUAGGUUGUUCUUUGAUGAAGCACCUGAGAAGGAUAGGGGAAUAUGGGGUGCCAUGAUUUCUGGGUAUGUGCAGAAUAAUUGCUUCAAGGAAGGUCUUUAUUUGUUUCGUUUGUUGCAGUUGAGAGAUGUAGUGUCUGAUGAGUCUAUAUUUGUGAGCAUUCUUUCUGCUUGUGCUCAUUUGGGGGCUUUGGAUAUAGGCAUUUGGAUCCAUAGAUAUUUGAAUCGAGCAAGGGUACCAUUGAGCAUUCGUUUGAGUACUAGUUUGUUAGACAUGUAUGCUAAAUGUGGGAAUUUGGACUUGGCUAAGAGGCUAUUUGAUUCAAUCCAAGAGAAAGACAUUGUAUGCUGGAAUGCUAUGAUUUCUGGUGUGGCUAUGCAUGGAGAUGGAACAAAUGCACUCAAGCUGUUUUCAGAUAUGGAAAAGAUUGGGACAAAGCCUGAUGAUAUAACAUUCAUAUCUGUUUUUACUGCUUGUAGUUAUUCAGGAAUGGCAUAUGAAGGUCUGAAGUUGUUAGAAAAAAUGUGUAGUGUGUACAGAAUUGUGCCUAAGAGUGAACAUUAUGGUUGUCUAGUUGACUUACUAAGCAGAUUCGGGUUAUUCGAGGAAGCUAUGGUUGUGAUUAGAAGAAUAACAAAUUCAUGGAAUGGCUCUGAAGAGACAUUGGCUUGGAGAGCAUUUCUGAGUGCAUGUUGUAGUCAUGGACAAACUCAACUGGCUGAACUUGCAGCUGAAAGACUAUUACAGUUAGAUAAUCAUAGUGGAGUCUAUGUUUUGCUUUCUAAUUUAUAUGCAGCAUCAGGGAAACAUAGUGAUGCCAGAAGGGUAAGGGAUAUGAUGAAAAACAAAGGGGUAGACAAGGCACCAGGUUGCAGCUCAGUGGAGAUUGAUGGGGUUGUAAGUGAGUUCAUUGCUGGUGAAGAAACGCAUCCACACAUGGAAGAAAUACACUCAGUUUUGGAGAAAAUGCAUAUGCAGUUAGAGAAUUAUUAGAUAAAUUUGGCUUCCACCAACUUCCUUUAGUUGAAGUACUAAUUUGCUGCAGUAAAAAAGAAAGGUGUUGUUAGUGCAGUAAAAGGUGUUGAUGGAGUACCACAUACAUGUAAACCCAAUAAAGCCUUAUACUCUUGUGCACCUUUAGAGUUACUGACACUUCACAUUUUGAACUAAAUAUAAUUUGUACAAAUCCUGAAGCAUAACUACAUACAUUUGACUGCACCAAUAAUACCCUUUUCUGCAACUUAAUCCACAUCCUUAGUUUGCAACAUCCUGUCUAGUAGUCCAUCAACAGUGUUUAUUUAAAAGGAACAUCCAAAACGUCGUUUAGUGCAGGGAACCAGACACAUCAAACUUGACAUUUGAAAAUUAAAUACACAUUAAGAACAAAAACGAUAAAGAAAUAAAUUAAUCUGUAAUUAAUAGAUUCAUUAUACUUCUGAAGUUAAAUUCAAUAUAUGCCCAUCGUUAGCCUUAUGUUUUCAAUUUGAAUUUAUAUUAAGACCCGUUUAUAAUUAUAAAUUUACCAAUACUAUUUUUAAAAUAACUUUCCUUUAAAAAUAAGAAUGUGUUUGUUUACGAAUUUUUUUUCUUAAGAAAACCAUUGUUAAAAUGUUUUACAUGUUUGAAUAAACUUCUCAAAAUAAUUAACGUUUGAUUGAUGUUAGAUUUUAGAUUAGUUUAAAAAUUAUAACAAAUAGUUUCUGAAAAAAAAAUAUAAGGAGCAAAUCUCUUUCUUUUAAACGUGAGUUAAUCUAAUUUUUCCCCCCUCUCCUCUCCUUAAUCAAUCAGACCGUAAAAGGAGCAAAUCUCUUUCUUUUAAGGAACCGCGACAGAGAUUCAUAUUUUAUUUUGUGCACAAUAUUAUUACCUUUAACCCAAAAAAACAAGGUAAAAUAAUUUCUCUAAUUUUUGAGGUUGACAUCAAGACUCCAAAACUAUCUACAAUACAAGUAACUUCUUAGAGACGUGGAAAGCUCUUAAUAGUAAACUUAAAACGAUUGUUUAUUCGUGAAGGCAAGAUAGAUUGGACAAAAUUGCAUUUCCUAUUUGGCUAUUUCAUUGAGAAAAUUAAGGGAACUAUUGUUUCAAUAAUUAUACACGUACACUUCUUGAAUAAAAAAUAAAUAUUUUGAGCUUUAUUAAACAAGGAAGUCUGCAUCAGAAACUUCAAGCACUUUAUGCAAACCAAUGGGCUUGACACCAGGCCUGAAUGCAUUUCCCUCGAUGUACCUGCCCAAAGCAUAUGAUUACUCAAUACUCAGUUCAAUAAAGCAAGGUAAUACGGGUGAUUUGCUCAACUUUGUUGGAAACUCACAUUUCUUUCAAAAAUUGAUGCUUGUAAAAGGGUUCAGGAAUUCUCCCCGAAAACUGAUUGUGAUCCAAGUACCUGAAAUAAAAUCCAUAAAACUUGAUAAUGGUUAACAUUUCAAGCAAAGAUACCAAUCAUAUUUCUUUGCUAAUAUCUAAGGAAUUAUUUGUCAAUUUAACUAGCAGAUGGCUAGGAAAUCAUAGCAGAUUCCCACCUCCAUCUUCCUUAUGACAAUAGGCCAAAUGUAUAUAGUAUCGAAGCUCAUAACAGCACACUGAGACCAUACAUUUUCAGUGAUGAAUUAAUAAAUGACAGCAAGUAAAACGUAUUAAUAGUUCAUAUAAAUUACAGAAUUCAAUGGCUAAAAGUCAG